Molecule: messenger RNA, 1853 nt
Organism: Cavia porcellus (domestic guinea pig)
Lineage: Eukaryota; Metazoa; Chordata; Mammalia; Rodentia; Caviidae
Gene: Bcl7b
Product: BAF chromatin remodeling complex subunit BCL7B
Exons: 6
Coding region: 174-911 (245 amino acids)
Source: RefSeq, a predicted model, not a curated record
CCAGUCGUAGCCAACCAGGAGACUGCUCGGCUCGUGGGCCCGCCCACCAGUCGCGGCUGCUGGUUUCCGGCUUUUUCUCCAGCUCAGCUGGCCGGUAGUGGUGUGGCGCAGUUGAUCCUGGGACUUAACCUACCCCUGUCGCAUCUUGGUCUCAGUUUCCAAGCUGGCCUGUGAUGGUAGAGGGUCAUGUUGAAGUGGUCUCAGUCACUUACACCGCUGACGCUUUACGAAUUAAGUCUUUUAAGUUUGGCCAUAAGUUUCUCGGGCAGUUUUUACAUGCCACAGGAGCGAGUGUGGUCGUCAGAAUGGAAACCGUGAUCCUUGAAUACUGGGUUUUCUCCCUCUGCGUCCUUGGAAGACAUUUUCUUUUGGUGCUCUGGGAGCCGUCGCUUAGGGAGAAAAAGUGGGUGACUGUGGGUGACACAUCCCUUAGGAUAUUUAAAUGGGUUCCUGUGACAGACAGCAAGGAGAAAGAAAAGUCAAAAUCGAACAGUUCAGCAGCCCGGGAACCUAAUGGCUUUCCCUCUGAUGCCUCAGCCAAUUCCUCUCUCCUUCUUGAAUUUCAGGAUGAAAAUAGCAACCAGAGUUCCGUGUCUGAUGUCUAUCAGCUCAAGGUGGACAGCAGCACCAACUCGAGCCCCAGUCCUGAGCAGAGCGAGUCCCUGAGCCCCGCACAUACCUCUGACUUUCGCACUGAUGACUCCCAGCCCCCUACUCUGGGCCAGGAGAUCCUUGAGGAACCCUCCCUGCCUGCCUCAGAAGUUGCUGAUGAGCCUCCCACCCUUACAAAGGAAGAACCAGUCCCGCUGGAGACCCAGAUGGCCGAGGAGGAGGAGGACUCCGGUGCCCCACCACUGAAGCGCUUCUGUGUGGACCAGCCUGCUGUGCCGCAGACAGCCUCCGAGAGCUAGCACUGACCAGCGCGUUCCUCCUGGCCCUGCCUCUAUUUAUUGCAUUCUGGCUCUGGCUGUGCGGUGUCACUGGGGUUAGGGUAGCACCAGGGUUCAGAGCCUGCACAUGGGAGCCCUCUGGGCUGAAAGGCUGGUGUAGGACCUAGGGUUGUAGUGUCAUCGUCCUGUCCCUGACACUUGUGUCAGCUUGCUCCUGGAAAGAGGAGUGCUUAUGUCCUUUUGCACCCGAACAGGCUGGAGCCUCUGCCAUUCCAGGGUUCGUCUGUCACCUCCCAGUAGCAUUCUCUGCUCCAGAGCCUCUGGGCAGAACUACUGGCGCUUCUUCAGGAGAAAGAUAUGGAGGGCACCUCUGGGGAAGAGAGUGCCUAGGUUACUUGAACUUGAUUGAAGACUGUAGAUUGUGGGACUUCUGCAGGGCCUGGGCCCACCCUGUGGUCCCCUUUGGAGGACUGGAUGGAGACGUGGGUGGACUGGGUGAGCCCCCCCCCCCAAGGAAGGGUCUUUCUUGCCCAUGGGCACAAAGUCCCUGUAAGUUUCUUGCCAUCCUGGCGCUUCUGCCCAGUCCUCUGGAGGUGCCGCCUUUCCUGGGUGCUCCCGCUGCUGACAGCCCUGUCCGGGUAACUGUCCUGGCCCUUUGCAUAUGCACACAUGCAGCUUCCUGUCUUCACCUAUACGUUUCAUUCCAGUGUACCCUGCCUCCUGCCACCACCCACCCCAGCAAGGAUCAAGGUUCUGACAAUAGUACCCAUCCUCCACAGUACUCCUCAGCUCAGACUUUCUAGAAAGGUCCCCCUUUUUUUUAAAAUCUGCAUGGUUAAUUGAACUUUGUGAUUUUAUUUUUUGUUUAAAAGAAGUUUAAGAAAAUGGAAAUGGGCAACAGCAAGUGAAGACUUAUUUUAGCACUGAAUAGAAUAUUUUUAAAAUUAAACUAUUUGAAAUAUG